CAAAAUCAUGUCUCUCACCGGGUUCAUCGGUCUCGGCAACAUGGGCGGCCAUAUGGCCCGGAAUUUGAUCAAAAACGGGAAGAAACUCAUCGUCUACGAUGUUAAUAAGGCAGUAGUGCAGGAGUUUAAGGCAGAAGGCUGUGAAGUCGCCGCUCACCCUGCUGAUAUCGCCGCCGCUUCGAAAGAAAUCAUCACAGUGCUUCCGAGCUCUCCACACGUGAAAGCCGUCUAUCAAGGCGAAGCUGGAAUUUUUAAAACCAUCCAGCCUGGAACACUGUGCAUGGAUUCCUCCACAAUCGAUCAAAUUGUGUCACUGGAAGUUGCUCAGGCCGCCGCUUUGCUCAAAGCCGAGUAUAUCGACGCCCCAAUCUCCGGUGGAGUCACUGGCGCCCAGCAAGCUACACUAACAUUUAUGGUUGGAGCCGGAAACGAUGCAACUUUCAAGCGUGCCGAAGCGGUUUUAAGCCUUAUGGGCAAAAAUAUCGUGAAUUUGGGAGCCGUCGGCAACGGAACAGCCGCCAAAAUCUGCAAUAAUAUGCUUUUGGGAAUCCAGAUGGUCGCUGUCGCGGAGACUAUGAAUUUAGGCAUCUCAAUGGGUCUCGACGCGAAAGCGCUUGCCGGAAUCGUGAAUACAUCGUCAGGAAGGUGUUGGUCGUCGGACACGUACAAUCCAGUACCCGGAGUCAUUGAAAACAUCCCUUCGUGCAGGGGUUAUGCUGGCGGCUUCGGAACGACUCUAAUGGCAAAAGACCUUUCAUUGGCUCAAAAUGCUUCAACAAAUACUCAAGCACCAACUCCAAUGGGCUCACUGGCUCAUCAAAUCUACCGUAUUCUGGCUCGUGAUCCACAGUACCAGGCAAAGGAUUUCGGUGUCGUCUAUCAGUUUUUGAAGAAACAAAACUCAUAAUUUUCGGUUUUUUCUGAAAUUUUUAAAGCAUAUUUUAUGUGAUUUGAAGCCCCGUAUUUUCAGGAUUUUUCCAAUUUUUAAGCAUAUUUUAUGUGAUUUUUCCGCCUUUUUUCUAUGUGCCAAAUUGUGUUUUUUAUGUAGAAAAAAAUAGAAAUUUAUGAAUUUUUUGUUUAA
Molecule: messenger RNA, 1081 nt
Organism: Caenorhabditis elegans
Lineage: Eukaryota; Metazoa; Nematoda; Chromadorea; Rhabditida; Rhabditidae
Product: putative 3-hydroxyisobutyrate dehydrogenase, mitochondrial
Exons: 6
Coding region: 8-907 (299 amino acids)
Biological process (GO): L-valine catabolic process; carboxylic acid catabolic process
Cellular component (GO): mitochondrion
Molecular function (GO): NAD binding; 3-hydroxyisobutyrate dehydrogenase activity; oxidoreductase activity
Source: RefSeq, marked reviewed